AUGGGUUUAGUUUCUGGACUCAGGCCGAAGCAUCAAAAGCUGAUCCUUCGGUGUUAUCCCGCAGGUAAGAGCACUGAGAAAAAACCUAACAACGCCGAAUUGAGCUAUCUACUUUAUUAUGCCACGACAAGACGGACAAAAUUGGAGAAAGUGGGUGUCUUUUUGGAGAAAAAAACAGCCGUGGACACCAGCCGUGUUAAGACUGGGAACAUCCAGGUUACCCUGGACAUCAUUGCCGAGCUGACUGAGAAGUGUUCCGAGAAUUUGGGUGUCUUUGCAGGGAAUAUCGUGAAUAUACUGACGAUGGUGGUCAAAACUGGUGAUUUGGCAUUAUGCCAGCAUUCUUUGAAGGUCCUCGGUAUCUUUUGCAAGAAGCUGAACUCUACGCUUGCGGCCGACAAGGACUUCAUCUCAGGGUUCUCUAAUCUGGUGAACAAGUAUGCAGAACUGGGAGCAAAGCCUCAGAAACCGAAUGAAUCGGAAUGGCUGGUUGUUUCUUUGGUGGCUUGCAGAUACGUUGCCGUGUGUUUGAGAUACUCUUACUCUUUCGACAGAGCUGUGAUCCAGAAGGCUGUUGCUUUGAUUUUGAGCUCUGUUACUGGCCACUUCAGCGAGAACGCAUUAUUGGCAAAGAUGAAGUCCCAUGUUUCCAUGGAGAACGACACCAUCAGGGCAGCCAAAACUGUGAACACGGAUCUCAACUAUAAUGAUCUGAAUGUGGAAGAGGAGGCUAUUAACUCGUUGAAGGCUCUAUUCAACACGGACUAUCCCUCGCAACUAAGCCAGUCCACUAGAGCUGUGGGCAGUUUCAUAACAUCUUCCGUCCCUAGCAUGGACCAGGGAUGGUCUGAUGCUCUUAUAGAGAUGAUUGCCAGUUGGACUCCCGUCCAGCUUCGCUAUCUCAUCCUGGAAUCGCUCAUUUCGGAGGCAAUAGAAAACAAGGAUUUCAAGUCUCAGAAGACUCUUAUAGACAACAUUAGCGCCCUGUUGUCUUCAUCGGUUGUCAUUAUUGGUCUAUCGGUGAGAGAUGUCGUCAGCAAGCUUCUCGAUCAACAGGACAAACUGGUCACUGUUGCCAACUCCGAAAGCUUGGUUGGAAGCUACUCUGCGUGUAUACAGAGCCUGGCAGAACACAUCAUCUACAAGGAUCAAAUCUCAGAUAUGGUGGACGAGUCCUUGUUGGUCUUCAGUGAAUCCUACCUCAAAUUAUCAGAGGAGGUUCAUGGCUCAGAAGCGAGCUCCAAGAGGUUUGAGUUGUCAUCAAAAUGGUUUAUUCGCGAUAUAAGUGGGAUCAUUGAUGUUGCACACAAGCAGUCGGACACUGUUGAGAGACAACCGUGCUCCCUGGGUAUUUGGAACAAACUCUUUUCCAUCAUUGGUUUUGAGAGCAUCGAUAACACAGUGCGCAUUUCUGUGCAGAAGAACUGGCUUGAUCUUCUGAUCAAGUUCUUCACUACUGAAUUCACACAUGUCAAAGAAACAACUACACCCGAUUACCAUAACUACAUAACUUCAAAUGAAGGAAGCAACGCCAUUGUGCACAUAUUUGCGAGUCUUGAUCAGUUGUUUGCGCAGGGUUCCCCCGAGCUAUAUGUCACUCUGGCCAAAGUUGUUCUCGUGGUGAUUGACAAGUUCUCCAUCAACGCUUUAUACAACGGUAUGCCAUACUUCUUCCGCUGGCAAGCUGAAUUGUCGAAGGAUGCCAGUGUCUCUAAGGUUGCCCGUGAUAGUCUGUCCAUGCUCUUUCUGUUGAGGGGCUCACAACAGCUCGAGAUUGAGGGUUUAGAACAUGAAGUGAGAGCUAAAAUAGCUGCCAGAAAGGCCAAUGGUGUGUGGUAUUCAGAUUACGACUUUGCUGUUGGAACUCUUGUUGGUUCGUCUGCGGUGCUUACCUUCAGUAAGCCAGAGCUGAUCUCAUUACUGUCUGCGAACGAGGCAGCGUCAAAAUGGUUGGUUCCUUCCAUAGACCCUGAGUCUCACAGAGGUGACUUUAAUAUGUUACUGAGACCCUCCAAAGUCCCAACAUUAUUGUCGAUGUCUGCCCAAAGCUCGUUUCUGCAUCUGUCCAACGGACAUGACUCGAUCAGAGGCACCAGCAGCGCUCAUGACGGUAACAUUGAUGACACACUUGCUCGCGAUAAUCACACGGACUCGGACAAUCUUACGGAAACGUUUGACAAAACUGCUGAUACUCAGAGCCUAAUUUCUGUCGCAUUCUCGUGGGCCGCUCACUCUACUGCAGUCAGCCGUCACUCUAAGGCUCCAGGCGUGAAGGACCUACGCAAGGCUGUAUCAGGCGAUAUUCUACUGAGAGGCAGGCAUGAGGAUUCUACUGCUGAUAACGUCAGCGUAAACGUAACCAGAAGUGGUCUUGCGAAUCUGGUGGCUGGUCUCAGUCUAGAGGAUGACCAUGAUACAGAUGGUAAGUUGAUCGCUGUUUAA
This is a messenger RNA of Kuraishia capsulata CBS 1993, 2442 nucleotides long. RefSeq lists its product as uncharacterized. The transcript has a single exon. The record is from RefSeq and is a predicted model, not a curated record. NCBI's taxonomy places the organism in Eukaryota, Fungi, Ascomycota, Pichiomycetes, Pichiales, Pichiaceae. Gene Ontology annotation, biological process: protein localization to plasma membrane. Bases 1 to 2442 code for a protein of 813 amino acids. Gene Ontology annotation, cellular component: plasma membrane.